UCGCCGGUGUCCCCGCCCGCACAGUCCUCGCGCACACUCGCGCUCGGGCGCACACGGAGCAGGAGCAGGCUCCCGGAGCGAGCCAGCCAGCAGCGAGCCGGGGACCCGCCGGGCUGAGCCCGCCGAAGCACCAGCGAGCCGCGCCCGCAGCGACCCCACGCCCGAGCCCCGCAGCCGUCCCCCGCCGGCCGGUGUCCCCGCCGUCCUCCCUGACCCAUGGCGCUGAAGCGGAUUCAGAAAGAAUUAAGUGAUCUUCAACGCGACCCACCUGCUCACUGUUCAGCUGGCCCCGUGGGAGAUGACUUGUUCCACUGGCAAGCAACUAUUAUGGGGCCUCCCGAUAGCGCGUAUCAAGGUGGAGUGUUCUUUCUCACUGUACACUUUCCGACAGACUACCCUUUUAAACCACCAAAGAUUGCUUUCACAACAAAAAUUUACCAUCCAAACAUAAACAGUAAUGGAAGUAUUUGCCUUGAUAUCCUGAGGUCACAAUGGUCACCAGCUCUGACUGUAUCAAAAGUUUUAUUGUCCAUAUGUUCCCUGCUUUGUGACCCCAACCCAGACGACCCCUUAGUGCCAGAUAUUGCACAGAUCUAUAAAUCAGACAAAGAGAAAUACAACAGACACGCAAGAGAAUGGACUCAGAAAUAUGCAAUGUAAAAUCAAAAAAUUUUUCAUAUAUACAAGAGUACUGUAAAAUCUAGGUUUUUUUCAAUAUCAGCAGUAAAUUGAGCACUGUUUACUGUUUCAUUGUACCAUGAAAUCCUUUGAUUUUUAUCCAUUUUAAAUGUAUUUCUGAAGCAAGACAAAACAAACUUCCAAAAAUACCCUUAAGACUGUGAUGAGAGCAUUUAUCAUUUUGUAUGCAUUGAGAAAGACAUUUAUUAUGGUUUUUAAGAUACUUGGACAUCUGCAUCUUCAUCUGACAAGAUCUACAAUGCAUCUGAGAAGCAACCAAAUUAUUUUUUUGCUGAAACUAGAUGUUUUUACAUGAGAAAUACUGUAUGUGCUGUCUGUCGUCAGUUUUAUAAAUCUGUAUUCAGAUUUCAUUUUUGUUAGCUCACUUUAUAAUUUGUAUUUUUUUACUGUAUAGACUAAAUGUAUUCUAUUUACAUGUAUGUCAAGUCAUUACUUUUUUCCCUGUGAACAGUAUUGAAAAAGCCGAACAGCUGAUAAUUAAAUGAAUUAACUGUUUGUCUCCCUUGUCUUAGGGUAUUCUGUAGAUCAGUUGCAGAUUUCUUAAACCUGAAUGAUCUUUACACUGUAAUUCUCAUUAUACUGAUUAUGGAGAAACACUUGUUUUGAUUUUGUUAUACUUGACUUAACUUUAUUGCAAUGUGAAUUAAUUGCACUGCUAAGUAGGAAGAUAUGUAACUUUUAUUUGUUGCUAUUCACGUUUGAAUUUUUUUUCUGUAUAGGCCAUAUUACCAUGACACCUUUUACAGAUCUUAAUGUAGCUUUUCCAUAUAAAUAAAAUGCUUUUUCUACUAUUUGUCUUGAUUACUUAAAAAGAUUUAGAAAUAUAAAUAAGAAUCAUAAGUCUAUGUAAAAUUUUGCAUGUAAAUUAGUUCCAAAUUGUGAGACUAAGGUCUGUUGAUUGGCUAAUUAUUCAUCACUAAUGAUAUCAAUUUUAUUGCUUUAGGUUUGUGUCUGUUUACUCAUUGUCAGUCUAAAGGAUGAUAUACACUGGUCCCUUGUUAUAGAAGAAAAUUUAGAAUUUUGGGGGGUUUGUUUAGAUCAUAUCUAAAAUGGAUUAUUUACUGAAGUACUAAGAUUUGUGUGUGUAAGGUAGUGUCACCUACACUGAAGACUAAUUAGGUCAGUUUAUUAAAAUAGCAGUCUAGCUGUAGCUGACAUUGUAUUUCUUCACACUUUAAAAUUUAGAAUUUCUAAAAUAGAAUCUUAAUGCCAUCACAGUUUGAAAAAGAACAUUCUUUUUUUUUUUACUAUAGAAGUUAUAGAGAAAAUUCUAAAAUGAUGCUUCCUGUUUUUAUAUAUUGCCAGUUAAAAGUAGUUUAAAUAAGCAGGUUAUCUUUGCAGAUUUUAAAGAAAGCUUGAAAGUUCUAAUGUUUAACUUUGGAAAAAAUACAUCUCUAAUUAUUAGCAUGCUUACCAGAGUUGGAUGCGUGUCAUUUUUAAGAAGAGCCGGAGUUCUUCCGAUCCUUGCAGUAGUUGUAGAAGUGUGCAAGAGUCUGUGAUGGGUGUCGUCAUUAGCAAGGCGUCUAGGUCACUGAAGUAUUUUAUCAUGGUUCAUUAUCAUGAAAUUGCAGAAUAACCAAUUGUUAGAAAAUGUGUUUUUAUAAAUGAAUGUAAAAUAAUUACAUGAAUUGUGAAAUGUUUAUGAAAAUAUAGGUUUAAAAAGUAAUUAUAUUAAGUGAUGUCUUCAAACAGCCAAAUCAUGAAAAACACUACGUCACUAGCUAUUAUUAUAAGCUACAUUCUCCCAGAAUCUGAGCACUCAACAACAUGAGGUUUUAGUAUUUAGUAUAUUUUGAUAGUGAAGGGUUUUGGUUCAUGAAUAUCUUUCACUUUUUUAUAAACUUUCAUUUGUGUGGCAUUUAUUUUUGGAAGUGUCCCUUUUUCUUUAUUAAAGUUUUUGAAACUUA
Messenger RNA from Artibeus jamaicensis (Jamaican fruit-eating bat), 2606 nucleotides. It is a transcript of the gene UBE2D1, whose product is annotated as ubiquitin conjugating enzyme E2 D1. The transcript has 7 exons. Gene Ontology annotation, molecular function: ubiquitin conjugating enzyme activity. The record is from RefSeq and is a predicted model, not a curated record. Lineage: Eukaryota; Metazoa; Chordata; Mammalia; Chiroptera; Phyllostomidae. Bases 217 to 660 code for a protein of 147 amino acids. Gene Ontology annotation, biological process: protein polyubiquitination; ubiquitin-dependent protein catabolic process. Gene Ontology annotation, cellular component: nucleus.